Microbotryum saponariae is the source of this 2635-nucleotide messenger RNA. Lineage: Eukaryota; Fungi; Basidiomycota; Microbotryomycetes; Microbotryales; Microbotryaceae. The record is from the annotation of a GenBank genome assembly.
AUGGGAUUGCUCAACUUCCCGCCGCCGCCGUCGUCGUCGCUCGAUUCGCCGUCUGCGGUCUCAGAGGUCUAUAGGAUCGCGAGCGCGAGCGAGCUCAAUCACGUGCUACAGCUCACCGUACCGCGAGGCGCAUCCGUGCGCUUCUAUGUCUUGUUUGGGUUGAUGGUAUAGUACGUGUUUACCUUUCAGUUUAUUUCAAUCAGGUCGCGUCAGUGCUUCUAAAGUUCGUCGCGAAGGCUCUUCGCUCUCAGCGAGGAGGCUGAUCGCGAUUGGGCUCGGCGCUGCGGAUCGAGUUUUCGUGGAAACUCAUGAGCCUCCUCUCGCUACCGGUCCUAAACAGUGGUGUGGUAUCGGGUCUCGCCUUUCUCAUCAUCACCUUUUUCGACUAUCAACGACGAGCCAAACGGAUGUGGAUGUUUCGAUUCGUACAUCGCCCCAAGGGGCGGUACAUCGUCGGCAAGUAAGUUUUAGGGAGCACGAGCAGGCGAUAGGAGGUCGCGAUGCUGUCAGGGGACGUGUGACAGGCGUCUUCCCAGUUUGCAUGUGACUUUCGCUGAUUCAAUUCAUUGCGCUCCACAGUCAACAUGUUGUGUUCACCACAUUCAGUAUCAUCAGCUGCCUCGUGCUCAUAGGGUUUGCAGAGAGCUCCCGGAGAGCCUUGAUCCUGCAUCGCGGCAUGGCCGAAGCAUUCUACUGGCGGAACCUGGUCUACAUUCCCAUCCUCGCGCAAGGAUGGGUGUCUUCGUUCUCGAUCUUGCAAGCGAGUGUCUUAGGAUCGGAGCGAGCACUCAACAAGCAGGUCUUGUCGCCUCGGGUGGUCAAUCUCGUCUACAUCAUCGGAAUUGUGGUCAUAUUGUCGGCGGCACUUGUGAGCUUUCCCACCUUCGAUGAUUAUCUACGUGAUCACGAAGACCCAUGUGUACUCUCAUUCCUUACUAGACACUCGACAUCUUCAUCGCCCGAGCUUGGUCCCAGGCAUGGAUCCAGUCCGAGGCAUUACGUUCACUGCUUACGACUACAGGCACCGACUCAACAAUCACCUCCGCCUCCCUCGUCGCUCGAACCACCUCGAUCUUGUCUAAGAUCCGAACGUUUGAGCGAACGGAACGAGCCGUAUGCUGUCUUUACAUCCUUGGCGCAGUAUGCUGUAUCUUCAUCAAUCUCGCGGGCCUUUCGUUGCUCUUGAUUCUGCGACGACAAAUCCGGUACAACUCGGUCAAGUUUGCCGGCGAAGUAAGAGAGGACGGUGAAGCCCAGGCACAAGAGAUGUUAGCUCGGACGCCAACGAAAAAGGUCAACCUGUGUUACCCUCACCAGGAUCGGAAGAUGUCAAGUGCGAGUGGCGUAUCCAAGAACACGCAGACGACGAGCCACAGUGGCACGACCGAAGGCAGCGGUCUUUCAAAGCUCAGUGGAACGACGGCCGCGAACAGCAUCAGCGCCCAAUUCGCGCGUCGAGAUUCGGGUGUGGACCCUCUGUGCAAACGGGCUGAAUUGCAUGCGCCUCCGCACAUUACCAUACCGAUGCACUCGCCGUUCAGUUCAAAAUUCUACAACUUUGACCCCUUCUCUAGGGACAACACCUCCCAUUCGCCUCCCCUCACUCCUCGUCGAGACUCGAACGCCGACCCGCUCUCCCCGUCCUCUGAUUCGGAACCCUCCUCACGAUCGAUGGUAUCAGAUUAUCGUCGCGACUCGGCGUUGAGCAACUGCUCCGCCUCGACUCUUCGACCCGGUUUCGAGCGCCGUCAAAGCCUCUUCCAUAAGGUGAUCUUCGCCCUGGCCCCAAAUGAAGAAGAAACGAACGAUGAUCCCGAGGCAAAACAAGCCGAGAAUGCGCAGGAGGAAAAGGCGAUGAAGAUGGCGACGACGGCGAGGUUGAGGGCCGAGGUGGAGAAGACGGAGCCGGAGGGUGCUGCGCAGCGGGAGUGGGCUAGGCAGUUGCUUGCGCUUAAGAGGGUCGAGUGGGAUCUCAGCGUGGUGAGUGACACACUUUGAAAGAAAAAAUCAGACCAAUCACUGACUUGUUCCACGAAACUACCUCUUGCAGUUCAUCGCCGUGAUCGUGUCACUCGCUGUCGUGCUCUUCUGCGUGUCGCUGUGGACGGCGAUCACCCCAUCUAGCAUCUAUCGAUCCGCCAUCAGGUAGGCAUUGUACCAUUAAUUUUAGUUAUAUUUUUGUACCAACACUAACGCGAUCUGUCUCCCUCGCCAUCUCAGAAUCGAAAUCUCUCUCUUCCUAUUUCCCUGGAUAUACCUCACCGUCGUCGCCAUCGCCCAUACCUCCCUCCUCUACAACGCCUACAUGAACCUCACCCCCAUAACACCCAUUUCCGUACCGGCCCACCACGUUUUCCUCCAUUCUGCUCGCGCGCAACUCAAGAGGGAGAGUAUCGAGUUGUUGGAGAAUGAGUUCGAUCUGGACCCUUUGGCGGAAUGGAAGGAGUUAUUAGGCAAGAUUAAUGCGGGAGGCGGUUUGGCGAUUUUAGGUUGGGGUAGGAGGUUCAGUAGUGCGAGUCAAAUCGAGGAGAGGAUCAAACCUGCUUCUUCGGGGUCUCCGAGAAGCGCGAAUGGUGGAGAGGAAGAAAGUGAGGAUGAAGAUGCAGUUGAGGGUGCGAGAGGUUUAAGGAGGUAG